Molecule: messenger RNA, 685 nt
Organism: Trematosphaeria pertusa
Lineage: Eukaryota; Fungi; Ascomycota; Dothideomycetes; Pleosporales; Trematosphaeriaceae
Exons: 3
Coding region: 62-577 (171 amino acids)
Molecular function (GO): protein binding
Source: RefSeq, a predicted model, not a curated record
UCCACAGUCCGCGCCCUCGCCCUAUAUAUCGGCUAGAGCAAGCUUGCUCUUCUGAUUUAACAUGUUGAGCCUUCCAUCCGACAUCCAGUUGCUCAUCCUUGACCAUAUCAAGCUUCCCUCUCACCUUAAAGCGCUCUGCUUAACAUGCCGCCACCUCCGCGCCCUUACCACGCCGCGACUGUACAAGAAGAUCACCAUUGAUCUCGCUACCUAUGACGACGUACCGAGGUUCUUCAGAUGCAUGACAGCCGGGGGUGGAGCGCAUCUAAAGGACACAAGAUGCCUUACUCUGCUGGAUGACGCACUCCCUCCCGAGGCGGACUCCUUGCAACCUAACCGCCUGAACUUCGAUCAGCCGCCAGGACCUCCCCAAGACGAAGCUACGAAUAGAGUAAUUUCGCCCGAGAUGUCGACGAAAGUAGGCCUGAUACUACAUGUUCUUCCACGGAAUUGCCUGCAUACAUUUCGGUUCCAGUCCAUUAAGUCGCUGGACGCCACACUCAUGGGAAAGAUCGAUGAGUAUCAGUCACAAUCCUUGCAGUAUAUACAUGUCACAUUCGGGUAUUCCUACGUCUAGGAAAAUUUCACCAACCUGCGGACCGUUGAUCUCUACAUUCCUAAAAUGAGUAGAGGGUCAGCCGUCCUGACGUAUCAAAGAGUGUUUCAGUUGCCUGGGCUCGAACGC